AUGAAGUUGGCCGUCCUCCCCCUUCUCCUCCUCUUGUGGAUGUCCUGCUCGCCGUCCCUCGCCAACGUCGCCGCACCAAGUGAAUUUGUAUCCUUGGCGGAGAUGGAGGACGCCCUGCUGAAGAACCUUUUCCAAGGCUACCAACGCUGGGUCAGGCCAAUACAGCGCGCCAACGACACUGUUAAAGUACGCUUUGGACUCAAGAUCUCCCAACUGGUCGAUGUGGACGAGAAGAACCAGCUCAUGACAACUAAUGUUUGGCUUUGUCAGGAGUGGAUCGAUUACAAGCUGCGAUGGAAUCCAGAGAAAUACGGAGGAAUCACCUCUAUCAGAGUUCCCUCUGAAAAUAUCUGGCUCCCGGACAUUGUCCUCUAUGAGAAUGCUGAUGGGCGGUUUGAGGGCUCUCUGAUGACCAAAGCCAUUGUCAAGUUCAACGGUACCAUCACGUGGACGCCCCCUGCAAGUUACAAGUCCGCCUGCACCAUGGACGUCACCUUCUUCCCUUUUGACCGCCAGAACUGCUCCAUGAAGUUUGGCUCCUGGACCUAUGAUGGCAACAUGGUGGACCUGGUUCUGAUGGACAACCAGGUAGACCGGAAGGACUUCUUCGAUAAUGGGGAGUGGGAGAUCCUAAGUGCCACUGGUGCCAGAGGGAACCGGAAGGACGGCUUGUAUUCAUACCCUUUCAUUACUUAUUCCUUUAUUCUGAAGAGGCUGCCGCUGUUCUAUACCCUCUUCCUCAUCAUCCCUUGUUUGGGUUUGUCCUUCCUGACAGUCUUGGUGUUUUACCUUCCCUCAGAUGAAGGAGAGAAGCUGUCACUUUCUACCUCUGUCCUUGUGUCGCUCACUGUGUUCCUCCUGGUCAUAGAGGAGAUCAUCCCGUCUUCCUCCAAGGUGAUCCCUCUCAUUGGCGAGUACCUGCUCUUUAUUAUGAUCUUCGUCACGCUCUCAAUUAUUGUCACCGUCUUUGUCAUCAACGUCCACCACCGUUCCUCGGCCACCUACCACCCCAUGUCGCCAUGGGUUCGUAACCUCUUCCUCCAGAAACUGCCAAGGUUGCUCUGCAUGCGUGGACACAUUGACCGCUACCACUAUCCAGAACUGGCUCCUGAAAGCCCCGAGCUGAAGCCUCGCUCUGGAGGUCGGAGGGGAGGGCAGAGGAGCGGAGCCCACGGACAGACGACUUCUGAGGGGAAGGAAGACGAAGCUUGGGCAACCAUGUUGGAGAAGGCCAUCUAUUCAGUGCGGUAUAUCAGCAGACACAUCCGCAAGGAGCACUUCAUCCGUGAGGUGGUUCAAGACUGGAAGUUUGUGGCCCAGGUGUUAGACAGGAUCUUCCUAUGGGCUUUCCUCACUGUCUCAGUACUGGGUACCAUCCUCAUCUUCACACCAGCUCUACAGAUGUUCUUGAAAAUCCCUCCUCCAACUGCAAGUGAGGAUCCACCUUCAGACUAGUGGCAAGAACACACUCCUUUCACAGGCAACUGACGAUCCACCUUCAAGAAUCUUUAAAACAUUUGCUACCACUAAGCGAGAGCCAACCCCUACAGGUGAACUUUAAGUUGUAGUUAGUUUUCUUCUCUAAAUCCACUGUGUAAAAUGUUCUGUAUGUCAUUAAGUCAGUAAGUGUACAAUUAUAUUUAUUUAUUUAUUAUACUGGUAUAAUGUUUUGUUCAUAGAUAAAUAGGACAAACUUGGUGCAGCUGUUGCAUUAGAGCCUGUUAAUUACUAAAGCCAUAAAAUUCUACACUAUUUACACUAUAUAGCCAUACUGUAGUGGCUUUAAGUAGCAUUCAGCUGUUAGUACACUAGAUUACACAUGCUGGUCAUGUUAGACAGGUAGAUAAGCUAAAACUCAAUGAAAUUUGAAAAGAAAGUGUUAAAGAAGUAACACAACCCCAACUAACUUAAUUCAACAUAGAGGUAAAUUAUAAAAAAUUUAUAUCAUUGGCUUGAAUAUGUACUUAGCUGACUUCCACAUUAUUAUUAUAUGUUUCUAAUUGACAUUACCUU
Messenger RNA from Toxotes jaculatrix (banded archerfish), 2013 nucleotides. Its product is annotated as neuronal acetylcholine receptor subunit non-alpha-2-like. Bases 1 to 1455 code for a protein of 484 amino acids. Gene Ontology annotation, cellular component: synapse; neuron projection; postsynaptic membrane. Gene Ontology annotation, molecular function: transmembrane signaling receptor activity; acetylcholine-gated monoatomic cation-selective channel activity. The record is from RefSeq and is a predicted model, not a curated record. NCBI's taxonomy places the organism in Eukaryota, Metazoa, Chordata, Actinopteri, Toxotidae. Gene Ontology annotation, biological process: signal transduction; nervous system process; chemical synaptic transmission. The transcript is spliced from 6 exons.